Molecule: messenger RNA, 4730 nt
Organism: Grus americana (Whooping crane)
Lineage: Eukaryota; Metazoa; Chordata; Aves; Gruiformes; Gruidae
Gene: EAF1
Product: ELL associated factor 1
Exons: 6
Coding region: 32-811 (259 amino acids)
Biological process (GO): regulation of transcription elongation by RNA polymerase II; positive regulation of DNA-templated transcription
Cellular component (GO): super elongation complex
Molecular function (GO): transcription elongation factor activity
Source: RefSeq, a predicted model, not a curated record
GGCCGGGAGGGGACAGGACAGGACGGGGACCAUGAACGGCUCGGCGAACUCGCUGCUGGACAAGGAGGGUCACCCGCUGCAGCUGGGCGAGAGCUUCGAGCGGCGGCCCAAGGCCUUCUUCCACACCAUCCGCUAUGAUUUUAAGCCAGCAUCGAUUGAUACAUCUUGUGAGGGGGACCUCCAAGUGGGUAAAGGAGAUGACGUAACAAUCACAUUGCCACAUAUUCCAGGUUCAACUCCACCAAUGACUGUGUUUAAAGGAAAUAAAAGGCCAUAUCAGAAGGACUGUGUGCUUAUUAUCAAUCAUGACACUGGGGAAUAUGUGCUGGAAAAACUUAGUAGCAGCAUUCAAGUCAAGAAAACAAGAGCAGAGGGCAGUAGUAAGAUCCAAGCCCGAAUAGAACAACAGUCUGCCCGAGCAUCUCAGCCUCCUUCACAGUUCAGAGCCCCAACCAAGCCAGCAGUUGGAUCUAAAACAUCUCCUUUGAAAGAUAAUCCUUCGCCUGAGCCUCAGCUGGAUGACAUUAAGAGAGAGCUGAGAGCAGAGGUUGAAAUUAUUGAGCAGAUGAGCAGCAGCAGUGGAAGCAGCUCAUCGGAUUCAGAAAGCUCAUGUGGGAGUGAAGAUGAAAGCUCCAGCAGUGAGGGGGAAGAGCUAGCACACGCUUCCCCUUCCCAGCCACCUCACCAGCAGUAUAACAACAGGAAUGCUGUUGCUAACGGCACCAGCAGGCCCCAAGGAAGCAAUCAGCUCAUGAGCACGCUACGAAAUGACUUGCAGUUGAGUGAGUCUGGGAGCGACAGUGAUGACUAGAGGCUGAGCUUUUGCUGUUUCUGUUACAUAUACAUGAAGAACUAAUUUACCUUGAAGUGAUCCUAUUGCUUAUGAAGAGGAGCUGGCACAGAGAUAGUUCCAUGCGUGGAAUUUUAAUAGAAGAAAUGCAUAGCCCUACAAAAUAGCAGAUGUUGAGGGCUGGUUUACUUUGUGAAUUAAGUGUAUAUUUUGUGUAUAUUCUUAUUCUUUUAAAGCUUUAAAUAGAUAUGUACAGUCGGUAAGCCAAUAUAUAUAACUGUAUGAUGUCAUCCACAAAUUUAUUGUUUGUAGAAGAUAUUCAGCCCAUCAUGACUUUUUUUUGGGGGGACACACAACUUUUGUAUAUAGGGUGAGCAUGAGCCAACAGUGAGUUUAAAACACAUGCAGGAGCUAGUGUGUGCACUGAAGUGGGACUGUCAUAAAUUAAGUUUCAGUACUAAGUUGAUUUCUUUGGUUUGGGAUUUUUCUAACAUCUUUUUAUUGCUAUUUAUGGUUGAUUUAAUGGACUUAGUUUUAAACAGUUGGAAAAUAGGAAUCAUAAAACCAUGUUCGUCACAAACCUUGCUGCACCAGUGCCUUAUAAGCAGGUUUUAUAAAUAGCGCUUCCAUUCCUGCCACCUUUCCUAUAGGGAGCAAUACUGAAUACUCCUCAGAUUGCCUUUGCAAAGAAGAGCUGUAUUUCAUGUACAGCCAACUGUACUCUGAGGGCAGUUACUCUUGCACGAUAAAGGAUAUACAUCAGUCACCUGAACACAUCAAAAUAAGAACCAGAUCAGCAUUAUCUUUUGCAACUGAAGUGUCUUGCUUAACUCAGACAUUCAGACCUAGUCUUCCGAAAUAUUUAGGAGCCCGAUGACCAGUGAAAUUGCAACGUCACAAAUACAAGAUACUGGACUUACUGGAAUUGUAAGACCAGAGCACUCUUUGCAGUUUCCUAGAGAACACAGAAAGAAGAGAUGAACUAAACAAUUAACCGUGAAAUUUCACAAGUCUUCCACCACAGUUGUCCAGGUAGACUUCAGGCCGUAUCAUUUGUUGGACAGGAUCUCUGUGCUUGGCAGGAGUAGACAGAACAUGAAAUAUUUGCCUAGGGUGAAAUUCACCCCUGUUUAAGGGGGUUUAAAGGGUGCUUAGUUGGAUUAUCAUUAACUUUUUUUGCUCACAUGGAAAAUGAGUGCCACGGGCAGCCUCUUACAGCUUGAACACCAGGCUGACUUUUUAAAACCAAAAUUUAACCGGCAUAGGACAAGUGGCGCUGUAGUUGUGCUGUAACGCAGGGGAAUGGGAAGCUGAAUUGGAUGCCUCUCCAUUCUCAGGUGUCUUCUGCUUUGCGCUGCUUUUGUCUGUCUGUUAGUUUGUGGUUUAACUCCUGUUUGUUUACUGAGCUUUUUUUUUUUUUUUUUAAGGUGUUGAAGAGCAAGGGGACAUUUGAAGGGAGAUUUUAUUAAAUGGUUUAUUUUUUUGCAUUAGAUACAUAUGUAGGCAUAUUUUUGCAUUAUUGUACAUACAUUUAAAAAUACUUGUUUUUUUAAAAGUGUUUUGUGAUGUGGGUACAUAUUUUAACAGACAAUUAUGAAAUAUACUUGAAGUAAAGCCAGAAUUGCUGUCCUUUUUUUUCUUUUCUUUUUUUUCCCCAUUCCUCCUCUGACCGCAGAAGUGCUCUGUUUCAACAAGCUUGUAUCAAUUUGGGAUUUUACACUUUGGUGCAGGAGAUCUGCAUGGUGGUUGACAGUCUAAUUAAUGCUAAUACCACUCCUGACUUUUCCGCAGCUUAAGAUCUGAAUAAGCAGGGAGCCAUUUCUCUGAUGCCAUUUCCCCGUUACUGGAGCUUAUUCCUGAGUUCUCUUGACAUUAUUUGCACUUAAAUGGAAAAGCGGCAGUGCAGCAUUUUCAUUGCCUAUCAUUCACUGGCUGCUUAUGUGUUCUAAAAUCCAGGACACGUCAUAGGAAGUUUACUAAUUAUGUGUAAAUAAAAUAUAUGAAACUUAAGAUGAUAAGACACCACCAGGCUACAUCAAUUUGAAUUGCCAAUUUAAUUAUGGUUUAGCUCAGCAAGUGAGAAAACUUUGUUCAGAUAAUCAAUUUUCGCCCUGUUUUAUAUUUGUACUCUAGGUCACGUUUCCCUGCUAUCCCUUCCUAAAAGAUUUCUUCCCUUCUCUGUUGGUAGUGAAAUCAACAUUUUUUCACGCAAUUGCAUACAGCUUUUAAACAACAUUUGGCCGUCCUUCGUGCUCCCUGGAAAUGCAUCGCAAUCAAGGGUGGCCAACCUGUUGUUGGCGAGCUGUGUAGCUGCACAUCCCGCACCUAGACUACAGCAUCUGGCUGCCCACGGGGCUGGUGAGUAACACAGUGACCCACAGCCUGCUCGUGGACGUAAGCCUGGCGGUCUCUACGUGUGUGUGACCAGCCUGUCCCCUCCUGCCACUGUGUCCCCAAGCAGCUCCUGGCACCUCCUGCCAGAGAAGCUCUCCGGGAUCUUUGCCUUUCCCACAGCUCUCAUGGGUUUGUGGCACGUGUUUCAUGAAGGUGAACCAUGUGGAGACAUCAGUAGGCAACUCGUAAGAUCAGAAAGGGUGGCUGCCACUUUUUCUCCUUUUUCUAAAUACACGCGAAUGUGUUUUAAAGCCAUUGCCAACCUGACAUUUUGAGUUGGGGCACUUAAAAUUUUAUGUUUCCUAUAUUAAGAAAUAGUGAAAGUUGUCUGUGCGUUUCUAUUAGAUGGUUGUUCAUUUGUUCAUGAUUUGCAGCAAGUUUUAUUCAGAUGGAAAUUGGAAUUCAAAUUACUUGCAGAAAAGCAGUUAUUUAGAAUUCUUUUAAUUAGUUGGCAAUAUCUUUAACAUGCUGGAGAAAUAAGUUGACUAAAAUAUGUUUUGAUUAAACCUGGUAAUGAAACAAAGUAUUCCUGAUUAUUCCUGGUAGGUUGUAAUCCUGCAGGAUUUUAGCACUAGUGGAUCUACGCUAUUUUUUUUUCCACAUAAGGCAGGAACAUCUUUUAUAUGCUAAUUAGUUUAAAUGUGAACUAACAGUGCAUACGGAAUGCAAUUAUCUGAAUGAACUGAAACUAAGUAUUUCUUUGCAUUCAUGAGAGACCUGCCUGCUGGCUAUGGCGAGGUUAGCAGUUCAUGACAGUUUUGGUUUCUGAUGGUUUCUUCAGUGACAUCAUCCAUUUCAGUGGUUUGACUUUGCUUAGAACUCCACCAGCAAACGUGGCCUGCUUAUGACUUUUCCUGUAAUUAGAAUUGCUGUAGGAGUAAUAGUCAAUAAUGAUUUAAAUUUAUUCAAUUAGAUUGUCAUAAUUUCAACUAUAGUUACUAAUUUUUUCUAAUAAAAAGAUUUUAUUUCAAAAAAGACACAUUCAGCCACCUGCUUAUCCAUCUUGGACACCUUAAAAUAUGAUUGCAGCAAUGCCCAAGCUGGUGUUUCAAAUUUUAGUCAUGCAGAAGAGCUUCCACCACCUCAUCCUUUGUCCCCCACCCGAGGGCUGACCAACCCUACCAGCGGGGACGGCUUGAGUCACUCCAGUUAAACCACAGGUACGAUCACCUCCGGGCAAAAGGCAUCCCGGUCCCCUGAUGAGAGCCAUACAUUAUAAGAGCGUGCAGCACAACCCUCUCUUGUUUCACCAAAGCAUCCCCCUCCUGGCAUAAGUCUUGGCUGAACCAAUUUUGUUGAGAAAGCAGACUGAUCGGAAAAUGUUUGGUUUUCUUCAGCACUGCUCGGAAUAGCUCAGAGCUUAACUGUGGGUAGUACAUCUGUUUUGAAGACACUGUGCCCAAGUUGAUUUGCACAGUUUGCUUUAUUACAGACUAGCUGUAUGCCUGUGUAUAGCUAUGCAUAGAAGUAGUUUGCUGUGCAAAGCUUUGUAGUCUUUUUUUUCUUCCUCCAAAGUCCAUUUAUUUGAAUAAAAAAAUGAACGAUC